Cuscuta epithymum is the source of this 2330-nucleotide messenger RNA. The record is from the annotation of a GenBank genome assembly. Lineage: Eukaryota; Viridiplantae; Streptophyta; Magnoliopsida; Solanales; Convolvulaceae.
ACUGAACCUUGAUACCACACUUGGGAGAGAAAAGAGAAUGCUCCAAAUCAAUGAACUAGAAGAGCUCCGACGGGAUGCAUAUGAGAACUCCCGCAUCUACAAAGAAAAAGCAAAGGUUUGGCACGACAAAAACAUUAACCGAAGGGAGUUCUACGUCGGACAAAAGGUAUUACUUUUCAACUCAAGGCUCCGAUUAUUCCCUGGAAAACUCAAAUCCCGAUGGUCCGGACCAUAUACAAUCACCGAGGUCCGACCAUACGGAUCAAUGAUGAUUCAAAACGGUGACCAAACCCCAUUCCUUGUAAAUGGUCACCGACUCAAGCCAUACAUGGAGUAUCAUAACACCUCGGCAACCGCCGUUUGCCCAUUGGAGGAGUAAAAAGGUACGUUGCGUCCGGCCUACGACGUUAAACUGAGCGCUAAUUGGGAGGCAACCCAACAAAAAUAAUUUCAAUUAUAAAUAAAUAUGUUUAAUGAUGCGAAGUAUUCAUCUUUUAUUUAUAAUUGAACAACACCCAAUUAUAAAUAAAUAUGUUCGUUUACACAAACACAAGUAUCCAUAUUUAUUUAUAAUUGAAACAAAAAAAAAAAAAAAAAAAAAAAAAAUUGAAUAACCGGCGCCGGUCGGGUGACCAAACCGGCACCGGUUUGAUUAACGUAGGCUUAAAAGUCGGAUCCCGAAGGUCAACCGGCGCCGGUUUUAUGGAAUAACCGGCACCGGUUUUGAUGUUUCAACCGGAGAUGUCAGUCCCAGGGGAAAACCGGCGCCGGUAUACACGUAUCACCGGCGCCGGUUAUACUAAAACCUGUCAUUUUUUGAAAAUUCGAACAAAGACCGGCGCCGGUCCACCCCUAUAACCGGCGCCGGUUGACCCGUUUUUAACCCAACACCAGCUCGUCUUUCCGUCAUUCUCACGAGCCAAAACAGCAACCCCUCGGACGAAAGCUCCCAAAAAAACGACACCCACUCCCUCAAAUCUCCAUAGCUUCGAGUUCUAAGGUCAAAACAACCCAAACCCAUCACUCUCAAGGCUCCACAACAUCAUCUUCAAGCUUCUUCUCCACAAAAUCAAGGUAUGGCCCCAAAAAGGAAGCAAAAUGACGGUGCCUCUUCUUCUUCAUACUCCCACCCCCGUUUCACCUCUCAUGAAAAUGAGGAGUGGUACGAAACAAGAAAAAAAUGGGGAAUGGUGGUGGAGAAAACAGUUGACCCGAUCAUCGACGCCACUUUUGAACUAACGGAGGCAUUCAUGGAGCUAGGGUGGGCUGUGAUGCUUACCCUAACAGGGGCGUACUACCCCCAACUGGUCCGUGAGUUCUACGCCAACAUCACGGACAAACAAACUGGGUAUGCCGUCAUUCACUCAUUUGUCAAAGGCAAGAACAUAAAGAUUGAUCCAAGUUUUCUCUCCCGCCUCCUCAAGGUCCCCGAUGACGGCACAACCCUGGAAUUUACCCUUAAAGGAAUCUCCAGUGACAAGACUUAUGAUGAAGUUCGAACAAUGGAAAGGUAUGAACUCCCAAAGCUCUUCACUAAAUAUUUGAACAUCCGUGAGCGACUCAUCAUUUAUCUCAUUGGAUUCAACCUUGUCCCCCGAGCAAGUGACCGUCAUGUCAUCCGAAAAAUAGACCUCUACCUUCUCUCUAAAAUGGUAGAGGGGUUGGGAGAAACUCCGAAAAUAUCUCUCCCCCACCUCAUUAUCAAAGAUAUGAAGACCGUGGUGCUCUCCAAAAGAGGUGACAAAAACUUUUGUUUUCCUCUUUUACUCACCUUGGUAUUCAAACAUUAUAAGGUGGAUUUAAGAGGAGAAGAAGUCAUCUACACAGAUGACUCCAACAUUUUGGACAAUACCACCAUGGCCGCCCUUCAACAUAAACUUUCGGAUGGAGAGUGGACGUUCCCCGGACGAUUUUUUGCUAACUUACAUGAUGAGGAGGAGGCGAGGAGAGCGGAAGAGGUACAUGGAGAAGAAGAAAUGGAGGAUGCUCACGACGAUGGAGCCGUACCCGAGCCACCGGUGCCACCACAACCGCCACACACUACCGACCCCGCGAUGGCCUACUUGAUGCACUCCAUGGCCCGCAUGCAUACGCGGAUGGACACGCAAGAGGAGAGACAACAGAGGUUUGAGGAGCGUUUCGACAGAUUCGCCGACUACUACUACUCCCAACAUGGGUACCCCCCUCAAGACCCGGAAAAUUAAUUACAGCGUUGUUGUUAAUGCUUUUUCUAUGACAUUGCUUUUCUCAAACACAUUUUAUUGUGGAUGUUGAAAGUAUUUUGUUUAUCAUGCAUGAUACAUUGAGACAAUGUAUUAUAAGUGUGGGGG